Molecule: messenger RNA, 1629 nt
Organism: Scylla paramamosain (green mud crab)
Lineage: Eukaryota; Metazoa; Arthropoda; Malacostraca; Decapoda; Portunidae
Exons: 5
Coding region: 16-1032 (338 amino acids)
Source: RefSeq, a predicted model, not a curated record
AUUUUUUAUGUUCUUAUGUUCUUGUGUUCUCUCUUUCUCUCUCUCAUUGACCCAAGCUCUACCUCUUUCUCUUCUCCAGGCCUUAGAGUGGGCAAGGCGGCAGCAGCACCACAGCCACCACAGCCGCCAUUACCACAGGAACAACACACGGACAGCCACGCCACUGACGACUACUGGGUGAACACGGACGAAGUCAAAAUCACGUCCCUGUUCGUGCCGCAGUACGUGAAGAAGGGCGAGGAGGCAGAGUUGGAGUGCGAGUGGUCGCCCAACAAGAACAUCUACUCCCUCAAGUGGUAUUUUAACGAUAUCGAGUUCUUUUCUUACAAGCCAGGUGAUCCUACCGUGGUGACGCUCCCGGCCGACGGCUUCAAGCUUAACGUCAGCACGAUCAACAGCACGGGAGAGAAGAUCACGUUGUCCGAUGUGGGGAUGGCGGCUUCAGGGAGCUAUAAGUGUGAGGUCACCAUGGAGAGCCCUGGGUUUCUCACCGCGGAUAAGAGCGGCAAGAUGACUGUUGUGGACAUUCCGGAGGAGAAGCCGAGGAUAACCGGAAUCGCGCACCAGUACCGGAUUGGUGACGUAGCGAACCUCACCUGCAGCUCGGCCCCGUUCAUUCUUAAAGCACACCUCACCUGGUACAUCAAUAAUGAACGGGCCCCUGCAGAGUACCUCACGCCCAUGCCCAGCACUACACACCCGGGAGGGCUUCAGGUAGCUCACAAGAAGCUGCGUUUCAUCGUGUCUCCGAAGCACUUCAGGGGCGGCAAGAUGACCCUUCGCUGCACCGCCUCCAUCCUGCGGCUGUACACCAAGACCCAGCAGCACAGCGCGGAGGGCCUGCUCACCUACCACAUUCCCAUGUUGCCUUCACUCGAGAAGUCAGCAGUGCCCGGCCGAGCAGGAGACGGGGGAGGGGGACGCGUGGUGGGAGUGGCAGUAGUGAUGGGGGCACUGGUGUUGGUAGAAGUGGUGGGAGCAGCUCUCCUCUCCACCCCUGCCACUCUCACCCCUCUCACGUCCACACGGUGACUCCCACGCCCGCCACCACCAUCUCUGCCACGCAGGAGCAGCACCAGCAUCACCACCACCACCAACAACACCAACAACUGCUACAGCAACAACUGGAAGAAUGGACAAAUGUGUAACAGCAGUGACAAUGAAAGCAACACGUGUCACGGUUUGCUCUUCCGCUGUAAGAAUAUAAACAGGUGUAGAAUAGAAAGUAGUGAGAAUACUAACGACUGCAAGACUAACUACAGGAAAGAUGCUUGUGAAAAUUAUAAAAAAAACAACUAUGAAAGAAAAAACAUUAGAAAUUAUAUUGACAGAAAAAACAACAACGACAACAACAGGAGCACCGACAACAACGGCAGCACCAACAACGGCAACAGGAGCAGCAGCAGCAACACCACCACCCAUAACAACAUCAAUAACAAAAAGAACAACAACAAUAACAACAUUAACACUAACCAUAAAAAUAGUGAUAGAAAAGUGAAAGGAAAGGGAAAUGACAGAGAAAGCAAUGAGGAAAGAAAGAUCAGAGAAGAAAUCAUCAUUAUUGACAACAACAACAACAAUAACAACAACAACAACAACAACAACAACAACAUCAAUAACAAUAAGAUU